ACUGUGGCUGCCCUGCCUUCCUCCUGCACCUGCUGAAAGGUAGGAGAACCCCCUCCUCUUCACGCCAAGAUGGUGAGCCACCUGCCUCGCUCUGCUGACCUGGCCCGCUUCUGCCAAAAGCUCAACCGAGUGAAGACUCUGGAGGACGACAUGAUGGAGACGUCCUUCAACCGAUGCCUGACCACCGUGGACUUGGCCCUGCUGGGAAUCGGGGGCAUGGUGGGCUCCGGCUUGUACGUGCUGACGGGCACCGUCGCCAAGGAGACCGCGGGGCCAGCCAUCGUCAUCUCCUUCGUCAUCGCUGGCGUGGCCUCACUGCUGGCUGCCCUCUGCUACGCCGAGUUUGGGGCCCAUGUGCCCAAGACAGGCUCUGCGUACAUGUUCACCUACGUCUCCGUGGGUGAGAUCUGGGCCUUCCUGAUUGGCUGGAACGUCAUCCUGGAGUACAUGAUAGGCGGGGCUGCCGUGGCCAGGGCGUGGAGUGGCUACCUGGAUGCCAUCUUCGACCACAGGAUCAAGAACUUCACGGAGACCCACAUUGGCACCUGGCACGUCCCAUUCCUGGCCCAUUACCCGGACUUCUUGGCAUCCGGCAUUCUGCUCAUCGCCACCGCCUUCAUCUCCUUCGGCGCUCGGGUCUCCUCCUGGCUUAACCACGUCUUUUCUGCCGUGAGCAUGGGGGUCAUCGUCUUCAUCCUCGUGAUGGGAUUCAUUCUGGCCAGGCCCGAAAACUGGGCUGCCGGCGAAGGGGGCUUCGCCCCGUACGGCAUCUCCGGGAUCAUGGCUGGCUCAGCCACCUGCUUUUAUGCCUUCGUGGGCUUCGACGUGAUCGCCACUUGCAGCGAGGAGGCCAGGAACCCCCAGAGGGCCAUCCCCAGGGCCAUCGCCAUCGCGCUGAGCCUUGCCACGGGCGCCUAUAUCCUGGUGUCCAUGGUCCUGACGCUGAUGGUGCCCUGGCACUCUUUGGACCCCGACUCGGCCCUGGCUGACGCCUUUUACCGGCGAGGUUACGCCUGGGCGGGCUUCAUUGUGGCCGCUGGCUCCAUUUGCGCCAUGAAUACAGUUCUGCUCAGCAACCUCUUCUCUCUGCCCCGGAUUGUCUACGCCAUGGCGGAAGACGGGCUCUUCUUCCAGGUCUUCUCUCGCGUGCACCCCCGGACGCAGGUGCCCCUGGUGGCCAUCGUGGUGUUCGGCUUCCUCAUGUCUGUCCUGGCCCUCAUCUUUGACUUGGAGGCCCUGGUCCAGUUCUUGUCCAUCGGCACCCUCUUGGCCUACACCUUUGUGGCCGCCAGCGUCAUCAUCCUGCGCUUCCAGCGGGCCAAGACCAGGCCUCCCCCUCCGUCUGCCGAGAGCGAGGCCAUCCCAGCCUCUGCUGAGGGCUCCGCCGAGCCAAAGGAGUACGAAUCGUUUUCUGAUAAGCUGCAGCUGGUGGGCAAGGAGAAGGGCGAAAGCCAGCGGGAGCCUGGGCAGCUGAAGGCAGCGUUCGAGCCCUACCUAGACUUCCUCAGCGAUUUCUACCCUGGGGAAGUGGUCACGGUGGCCGUUAUCACCCUCAUGGUGUCUGCCCUCUGCUUGUCGUCCGUCUUGGUGUUUGGGAGGAACCAGCUGCACCUGCCCACCUGGAGCUACGCCUUGCUGGUCGUGCUCUUCAGCCUGGCCUUCGUAUUCAGCUUGUUCCUCAUCAGUGUCCACGAGCAACAGCAGAGCACCCAGACAUUCCAGUUACCGCUGGUGCCUUUGACGCCUGCCCUGAGCAUUCUCAUCAACGUCUGUCUCAUGCUGAAACUCAACUACAUGACCUGGCUGCGCUUCUCUGUCUGGCUGAUCGCAGGCUUGCUGGUCUACUUUGGCUACGGAAUUUGGCACAGCAAGGAGAACCUGCGGGAGUCCCAGGCGCACGCCGUCAGCGCCCGCUAUGUGGUCUUCCCAAGCGGCAGCCUCGAAGAGACGGUGCAGACCGUGCAACCCAGCUCUCUGCCCUCGCAGGGGCUGGAGGAAACCGUGGGAGAGGAAGCCCAGAGAUGAUCCGGG
Messenger RNA from Elgaria multicarinata webbii, 2031 nucleotides. It is a transcript of the gene SLC7A4, whose product is annotated as solute carrier family 7 member 4. Gene Ontology annotation, molecular function: amino acid transmembrane transporter activity. Lineage: Eukaryota; Metazoa; Chordata; Lepidosauria; Squamata; Anguidae. The coding region runs from base 70 to 2025 and encodes 651 amino acids. Gene Ontology annotation, cellular component: plasma membrane. Gene Ontology annotation, biological process: transmembrane transport; amino acid transport. The record is from RefSeq and is a predicted model, not a curated record. The transcript is spliced from 4 exons.